GGCACAGGAGCUUCAGCUGACUAGUCGGAUUUGCUUAUUAGACUUCUUCCAGGCUUUGACUUGUAAAUAGCACAAACCAUCGCCGCAGAGCGAAGUUUCCAAGAGUUGCAUAGAGUACUCGUCGUUGUAUGGAUGCCGUGCUGCUGGCGGGCAAAGAAAGCAUGCUUCACUGCUCUUCUUUUGAUCUUGAUCAAAUCAAACUGGGGACUGCCGGACUGACCGUCGACUUAGCGAGUGCGUUUGGAUGACAUCAGGAAGCACCCAUUUGAUGCCGUAACUAUCCAAACGCAUUCCCACUUUUAACGCCAUCUGCUUGACACGUGGUUCAGUGGUUAUCCCGCAUUAACAGUCAAAGCUCUCUCUGCUUUAUCCCAACUCCCAACUAUGACCAAGUUUCGGUGUCACCGCACAACAGUUGCUCUUCAGUUUCAGUUUCCCGCUCUCUCUUUCUCUCUCCGCCUCCGAUCAUAAACUGAAAAGGGAAUACCUUCGUUUGAAACUCUGGAAUAAGUUUUACGUUAGCAGCUGCAGAAAUCCUUCAGCUCCAGACGGCUUUUUAGGGUUUGAAUUGUUCUUUCACAUCAAUGGUGCGGUGUCGUAUCCAACGUCGGGAAGAAGGAAAACCGGAUAGUUAGGGUUUUACGUUUGGUACUCUAUAUUAUAUAGAGUAAUUUGCAGGUUUAAUGUCGGAAAUCAAUCGAAAUGGCGGUGAUUUGUCCGCGGAGAUUGGAAUUCCAUCCGGACUGAACCGUAUUAAGACUCGGCGACUACCUUCCAAGGAUCGAUUCAGUCCUAAACCUGAUGACCUGCCUUCGGCCAGUGGUUCCCAGACGGUAGCUUUGAUUUCUUGCAGUGGAGUUCCUAGGCCUCCGCUCAAGCACAAGUCCGUAGACGAAGGAAAUGGACGGGUCAGCAGCCGUAAAGAAGGGUUUCGUAAGGGAAAGAAGAUUGCUCGAUGGUUUAGUUCAUAUCUCAGCAAGGGUUCUAAUAAAGCAUUUAAUGAUUUUCCUCCCAACAGUGAGGCUUCCAAUUCAGAAGUUAAGUUGCUUGAUAAGGAUGUUUCAAUACGAACUAAACAUUGUAUAGAUGAAAAAGAUUUGAAUGUAAAGCAAUCAUCACCGGAAAGUAAGCACACAAGAAAAUUGCCAAAAGGUUUAAAAAGUUUUUCACAUGAACUGGGACCAAAAGGAGGCAUUCGACCUGCCCAUCCUCGAGCCCACAGCUAUAAUGACUUGAAGGAACUUCUGGGAUCAUUGAAUUCAAGGUUUGAUGCUGCUAAAGAACUGGUGGAUGCAGAGCUGGCUAACUUUGCAAAGGAUGUUGUGGACCUUCUCAAGAAUGAGAACUCUUCAUCUACAAAAUACCGUAAAGUGAUUGAGGGUCUUCUGAUUCUUGCUCAGCAAUGCACAGAGAUCACUUCCUGUGAGUUCCGUGCAAAGUGUGAAGCAAUUGUACAGGAUCUUGCUGAGAAGCGGCGGCAGUGUGAGGCAGGAUUACUGAAACAGCUGUUCACACGCAUGCUUUUCAUUUUAACACGUUGCACACGGUUGUUACAGUUUCAGAAAGAUACUGAGCCAAUCAAUGAAGACUCUCUUCAUAAAUUUAAGCAAUGCUUAGAAAGUAUCCCUGCCAUAGAAAUGCGCUGGGCACCAAGGCCAGAAAGUGCUGAUUUUAGUUUAGAUGAUGACUUGAAUCAGAAGGAUAACAACAAACAAAAAUUUCUGGGUCAGAAUAAGGUCCUUUCGCUCUCAGAGAGAACACGGUGCAAUUCAGAAGAAGAAACAGAUGAGAGUGACACAACUUACAAGAAGGAUCCAACUACUUUUGUACAGAAGUCAUCAUCUCAAAAUUCCCAUAAUGAUACCCAUUCAAGUGAAAGUGGCAUCUCAGAAUCUGAUCCUAGCCAUAAUGCUCCUACAAGGAGUCUGUUUCCCUCAUAUCAGGAGGAUACCAUGCAAGAUUUCCACAAGUCUGAUGGUAGCUUAUGUGAAAAAAUGAUGCAUAGGUCCACUUCUUGUUCGCCUCAUGAGCAACACCAAAAUUUUGAUGAAUCCGAUUUAGUUAUCUGCCGGAUAUGUGAGGAAGUUGUUCCAACUUCUCAUUUGGAGGCUCAUUCCUAUAUAUGUGCUUAUGCAGAUAAGUGUGAUUUGAAGUGUUUGGAUGUAGAUGAACGACUCUCCAAACUUGCAGAGAUACUGGAACAAAUUGUUGAGUCCUGUGGCAUGAAUUCUCAUACAUCUUAUGGCAGCCCUGAUGUUUCAAGAAUACAGGGUAUGAACUCUACAGUUGGAUCAGAAGUUCAGUCACCAAAGGUAAUUGAAUGGCACAAUAAAGGAGUAGAGGGAAUGUUCGAAGAUCUUCACGAGAUGGACACAGCUUGUAUAGAUGAGUCUUACCCUGCAAGUUGCACUAAUUUGAAGAGUCAUUUGGCUAUGAAGCUUGGCCACUAUGGCGCACCAUCUUCUGCUGGGAGCAUGACAUCAGUAUCUUCUACAAAUACCCCAAGAGCAAGCCAUUUUGACUUAUUCUGGUUAGAGCACAACAACCCCUCUGAACCAGAAGAUGUGCAACAGAUGACUGACCUUGCAGAUAUUGCCCGCUGUGUGGCAAGUACAGAUCUUGCAAAAGAAGGAGCCUCAGAGUAUUUGCUUGCUUGCAUGCAUGAUUUACAGGACAUUUUACAGCAUAACAAGAUCAAGGCUCUGGUAAUUGAUACAUUUGGAAGCCGAAUAGAGAAUCUUACGAGGGAAAAGUAUCUACUAGCUUGUGAACAAAUGAAUGACAAAAGUCCUAAGAGUGACAGCAAAUAUAAGGACAGCCCUGGGUUCCUGGUGGAUAGUGCAUCUCAGAGUAGUACAAUGUCAACUCCUUUACAUCCUACACAUAAAGAGCGAACAAGCAUAGAUGACUUUGAAAUCAUUAAACCAAUAAGCAGAGGUGCCUUUGGUAAAGUCUUUCUUGCACGGAAACGUACAACAGGAGAUCUAUUUGCAAUAAAGGUACUCAAGAAAUUGGAUAUGAUAAGGAAAAAUGACAUUGAACACAUAUUAGCGGAGCGUAACAUAUUGAUCACUGUUCGAAAUCCUUUUGUGGUCCGAUUCUUUUACUCGUUCACCUGCAGAGAUAACCUUUACCUGGUUAUGGAAUAUCUGAAUGGAGGUGAUCUGUACUCCUUGCUUAGAAAAGUUGGCUGCUUGGAGGAGGACAUUGCUCGGAUUUAUAUUGCUGAACUGGUUCUGGCAUUAGAAUAUCUCCAUUCACUGGGAAUUGUCCAUCGUGAUUUGAAGCCUGACAAUAUAUUGAUUGCGCAUGAUGGACACAUCAAGCUUACAGACUUUGGACUAUCUAAGAUUGGCCUUAUUAAUAGCACAGUUGACCUAUCUGGGUCUGGGGCAAAUGAAACUACUCCAGUGGAUGGUGACGACCUCCAAACCUGUUUUGAACACAUUCAACAUGCAGAGGAGAGAACUCAAGCAUCAGCUGUUGGCACACCUGACUAUUUGGCACCUGAAAUCCUUCUUGGAACUGAACAUGGUUAUGCUGCAGAUUGGUGGUCAGUGGGAAUUAUCCUAUUCGAGUUUAUAACAGGAAUUCCGCCUUUCACUGCUGAAUGCCCUGAGAUAAUUUUUGAUAACAUCCUAAAUGGGAAAAUCCCUUGGCCUCCUGUUCCCACUGACAUGUCUUACGAGGCCCAAGACUUGAUUAACAGGUUUCUUACUCAUGAUCCAAGUCAGCGGCUGGGAGCAAAUGGAGCAUCUGAGGUAAAAGCACAUUCCUUCUUCAAGGGAGUCAAUUGGGAAACUCUUGCCUUACAGAAGGCUGCAUUUGUACCAAACCCUGACAGUGCGGAUGAUACAAGCUAUUUCAUGUCAAGGUAUUCUCAGAUUUCUAAUGGAAUACCAGAAGAUCAAAACUGCAGUAGUUCUGCCUCAAGCACAAGUAAUUCAUGUUCAGAUACUGGAAUUGAGAUGGACGAAUGUGGUGACCUGGCUGAGUUUGGCUCUUCUCCUCUAAAUCUUUCGUUGAUUAAUUUCUCGUUCAAGAAUUUAUCACAGCUGGCAUCCAUUAAUUAUGAUGUGCUACUGCAAAGUGUAAAAGAUCCAUCGAAGUGCCCAUCCCCAUCAAAAGGUCUAAACUCAUAGCUAAUUGGCUAUAGACAUUGCAUUUAUUUUCCAAAAUUUUAACCGUAAAUUUAUUUCACAGAAGAUAUAGAAAAAUAAUAAUAAUGAAAAAGGAAGAAGGUAAAAAUGUUACAAGAAUGGUAACAAAUCAAUACGGAUUUGAGAUGGGAGGUUCAUUCUCAA
Messenger RNA from Nelumbo nucifera (sacred lotus), 4304 nucleotides. Its product is annotated as Protein kinase superfamily protein. The record is from RefSeq and is a predicted model, not a curated record. Gene Ontology annotation, molecular function: protein serine/threonine kinase activity; ATP binding. Gene Ontology annotation, biological process: peptidyl-serine phosphorylation; intracellular signal transduction. Lineage: Eukaryota; Viridiplantae; Streptophyta; Magnoliopsida; Proteales; Nelumbonaceae.